ACACUCGGCGAGACAUAAAACAACAACUAGCAAAUCAUCUAGGCAGUUCAUCGCUUGUCGCAGCAUCUCCUUGCGUCCUUCGUGCACCUUCCGCGGCUGCCUAAUGGCGACUAUGAUGGCCAUGAACUCCUUCGUCGGUGUCGCCGUCCUGCCUCGGGGCUCAGCUGGCGGCUUCGGCGCCGAUUCUCUGCCGGCGCUGGGCCGACGCGGCCUUGUCGUAAGGGCACAAACCGAGGGCCCGAGUGCACCACCGCCAAACAAACCCAAGGCGAGCACCUCCAUCUGGGACGCGAUGGCGUUCAGCGGCCCUGCGCCAGAGCGCAUCAACGGGCGUCUGGCCAUGGUGGGUUUCGUGACUGCGCUCGCCGUGGAAGCAGGCCGUGGCGACGGGCUCCUCUUGCAGCUCGGCAGCGGCACCGGGCAGGCGUGGUUCGCCUACUCCGUGGCGGUGCUGUCCGUGGCGUCGCUGGUGCCGCUGCUCCAGGGCGAGAGCGCCGAGGGCAGAGCCGGCGCCAUCAUGAACGCCAACGCGGAGCUCUGGAAUGGUCGCUUCGCCAUGCUCGGCCUCGUCGCUCUGGCGGCCACAGAGAUCAUCACUGGCGCGCCCUUCAUCAACGUGUAGAAUAAGUUAGCUUUGUUGUCGACCGGAUAACACAACAUGUACUCCUCCGUUCCUAAAUAUUUGUCUUUCUAGACAUUUCAAAUGACUACCACAUAUGAAUGUAUGUAGACAUAUUUUAGAGUGUAGAUUCACUCAGUUUGCUUCUUAUGUAGUCAUUUGUUGAAAUGCCUAGAAAGACAAGUAUUUAGGAACGGAGGGAGUACUUAGCUAGUACUAGGACACAACCUGUACUUAGCUAGUAGGACAUGACGUGCAGCUUUGUUUUAGUGUGUGUUCUUCAUCCUCGUAUUCUUUGUAGUACUGCUAAUUAAAGACGGUUCAUCCUUCCUUUUU
Aegilops tauschii subsp. strangulata is the source of this 955-nucleotide messenger RNA. RefSeq names its product low molecular mass early light-inducible protein HV90, chloroplastic. The record is from RefSeq and is a predicted model, not a curated record. Lineage: Eukaryota; Viridiplantae; Streptophyta; Magnoliopsida; Poales; Poaceae.